This is a messenger RNA of Strigops habroptila (Kakapo), 2682 nucleotides long. RefSeq names its product Ras association domain family member 10 (gene RASSF10). The record is from RefSeq and is a predicted model, not a curated record. The coding region runs from base 735 to 2081 and encodes 448 amino acids. The transcript has a single exon. Gene Ontology annotation, biological process: signal transduction. Lineage: Eukaryota; Metazoa; Chordata; Aves; Psittaciformes; Psittacidae.
CACAACCGUGUGUUUUAUUACGAUUUUUCACAUCUUCUCGUUUUAAUCCACACUCGGAGAGCGAUCCUGUUCCCAUCAAAGUAGGCAGCAAGCUCCCAUUAAAAUCUGGCUCAGCUAGUAUUUUAAUAACACUUAGACAUUCCCGUCCUUUGCAUAUUUCAUCUGCGAAGCGCUUUACAAACAUGAAUUUCCUAAUUACAGGCGGAUGAUUUACUAAAACUGGAAAUUCCUCACUAGGUCUGGCUUUCACUUUGAAGCUCCAGGAUUCGCUCCUGUCCCUCGGCGGUUUGGAAGGUCCCUCGACGCCGCUCCUUCGCGGCAGAGGCAGGGCAGAGAAGAAGGCGGACAGACGACGGCGAACCUGCCUUGAAGUUUCCGCGCCGGCGAAUUCCGGCGCGCAGUGCCGGGGCGGCGCUGCCCGCGGUCCGGGGCCGGAGCCCACGUGGUAGGAGAGGAAAACCCGGCGGCGGCGGGACACGGCAGAGCGCGGGCGGGAGCCUCGCUCCGCGCCGGGCCGGCCCGGUCCCCCCCCGGCAGCCCGCCGCACCGGGCAGGAAGGGGUGGAGCGGCCGGCGGAGCGCACGGGCGGGGUGCCGCGGGCGGGGAGACAUCCCGGCCAUGCUGAAGCCGGGCGGGCGGGCGGUGCCGUGCCUCCCGUGAGCGCUCCCCAUGGAGCGGCUGCCCGGCCAACCCUGAGCCGGUGGCCCCGGCCGCCCGGCCGCCCGCCGCCCCCGAUGGAGCCCGAGGAGCGGAAGAUCUCGGUGUGGAUCUGCCAGGAGGAGAAGUUGAUCUCCGGGCUCUCCCGGCGGACCACCUGCUCGGACGUGGUACGGGUGCUGCUGGAGGACAGCCACCACCGGCGGCAGCGGCCCGCGCUGCCCGAUCCCGGCGGCGGGAUGCUGUCGGGGCCGCCGCACUCCUACUGCAUCGUGGAGAAGUGGCGCGGCUUCGAGCGGAUCCUGCCCAACAAGACGAAGAUCCUGCGGCUCUGGGUGGCGUGGGGGGACGAGCAGGAGAACGUGCGCUUCGUUCUGGUGCGCAGCGAGGCUUCGCUGCCCAACGCGGGACCGCGCAGUGCCGAGGCGCGGGUGGUGCUCAGCAAGGAGCGCCCCGGCCACGGCCUGGGGGCGGCCCGCGCCAGCCUGGCGCUCACGCAGGAGCGGCAGCGGCGAGUGGUGAGGAAAGCGUUCCGCAAGCUGGCCAAGAUCAACAAGAAGCGGCAGCAGCCGCUGGCCCGGGAGACCUCGUCGGCAGAGAGGAUGGAGACGCUGGUGCACCUGGUGCUGUCGCAGGACCACACCAUCCGGCAGCAGAUCCAGCGCCUCCGCGAGCUGGACCGGGAGAUCGACAGGUACGAGGCCAAGAUCCACCUGGACCGCAUGAAGCGGCACGGCGUCAACUACGUGCAGGACACCUACCUGCUGGGGGCCGGCGGCGGGGAGCCGGAGCCGGGCGGGGCGGCACAGCCCGCCGCCGGCCGCCCCGAGGAGGACUACGCCAGGAAGUGCGAGGAGGUGCUGCAGCUGCAGGAGCAGCGGGCGCAGCAGGAGGAGCUGGUGGAGCACCUGGCCGCCGAGAUCCAGGAGGAGCUCAACGAGCGCUGGAUGAAGCGGCGGCGGGAGGAGCUGGAGUUGGCGGCGGGGCCCGGCUUGGACGACACGGACUGUGACACCACGGAGCUGAGCGGCGGCGGCGAGGGCGAGCUGCACCUCGAGCACGAGCGGGUGAAGACCCAGCUGAGCACCAGCCUCUACAUCGGCCUCAAGCUGAGCACUGACCUGGAGGCCGUCAAAACCGACCUGGACUACACGCAGCGCGCAUGGGAGGACAAGGAGCGGGAGCUGCAGCGCUUGCUGGAGACACUGGGCACCCUCGACGUGGCGGAGGCGCCGGCGGAGCCGCGCGGGGCGGCGGGCGGGAGGCGGCCGGCGGCGGGUAGCGGCAGCGCGGCCGGAUGGGUUGAGCAGGCCCGGGCGCUGCGCAAGGACCGCGCCGACAACGGCGAGGACUCGGACACGGGGCUGAGCUCCAUGCACAGCCAGGACUCGGACUCGCUGCCCGUCUGCGAGUCCCUCGUCUAGCGCCCGCCCGGCGGUGCAGGAGGUGGUGUGAGGCGCGGGCAGGUGGCGGGGAGAGGAGGGGGCGAGAUAACGCCCGGUGCAGGAGGCACUCAUGAGGAAACGUCUCAAUUGUAGCUCUUGAGUUUAAACUUGUUCUAACUAGUCAUCCGCGGGCAGCGCUUAGGUGGCUCGCCAGUACUUUCAUCUAAGGAAGAGAAACCUACAGCGUGUUUGUGUUUAAUUCACGGCUGGGAAUUGUUCGCUCCUUAAAUCCUGCCGCCUCCUUACCCCCGAAGGCUUUCCUGCUGGGCUUUUUAAUCCUGGUGCACCCCCUCCCCAUCUCCCCACUGUAGCAUAGGCUACUCCGGGUAAGCUCUGUGUAAGUAAAACGCCAGGACGCUCGCUCCGCAGGGUAAAUCAGUACUCCUUCACAGUUUCUCAGCGUUGCAAAGUCAGAUGGUGGGUUACACUGGCUGUCAUUGACAAACACACCCGGCUCCUUUACCGACAGAAAGUCAUUGAGACUAAAGCUGCUGAUCAUGUAAACACGGUGGAGGAAAAGCAGUGUCAAAACUAUUGACACCGGGAUCUCCCAGGGCGCAAGCUUUUGGAAGGUACUGCA